CAGCUCCUUGCUUCAGACAUGCUCGCAUCGCUCAGGAAAGCAGGCUCUUUCUCCCGCGCUCUGUCUGCGGGCCAGAAGCGCUUCCUCUCCAUCCACGAAUACCAAUCCGUCAACCUCCUCAACUCCUAUGGCAUCGCCACUCCCAAAAGUCUCGCUGCAAAGACGCCAGAGGAGGCCUUUGAAGCCUUCAAAGCAUUCGGCCCUGACGGAGCUGUGAUCAAGGCUCAGGUUCUCGCUGGUGGUCGUGGAAAGGGGAAAUUUGACAAUGGCCUCCAGGGUGGUGUACACAAGGUCGCUAGUGCGGAGGAGGCGCAGAAGUACGCUAAGCAAAUGCUCGGUGCGAAGCUCAUCACCAAGCAAACUGGUGCAGGAGGUCGCGUCUGCAACGCCGUCAUGCUUGCGGAACGCCGCGAUCCCACCCACGAAUAUUACGUGGCGGUUUUGAACGACCGAGUAAACCAGUCUGCCGUUCUGGUCGCCUCAUCCCAAGGUGGUAUGAACAUCGAGGAAGUCGCUGCUAAGGACCCCUCCGCCAUCAUCACUACCCCCAUCCCGUACGAGGGUCUCCCUGAGGACAAAGCGCUUGAGGUCGCUGCGAAGCUCGGUUUUAAGACCGCUGAGGCACAGAAGGAGGCUGCGGACAUCUUUAUCAACCUUUACAAGAUCUUCAAGGACAAGGAUGCGACCCAGAUCGAGAUCAACCCCAUGGCCGAGACGGCUGACGGUCAUGUUCUCUGCAUGGAUGCCAAAUUCGGCUUCGACGACAACGCCGAGUUCAGGCAGAAGGACAUCUUCGAGCUUCGUGACGUCUCCCAAGAAGAGCCUUCUGAAGUCGAGGCCCAGAAGUUCAACCUCAACUUCAUCAAGCUCGAUGGGAACAUCGGAUGCUUGGUUAACGGUGCCGGUCUCGCUAUGGCUACUAUGGACGUCUUGGCCCUGCACGGCGGCCAGCCGGCGAACUUCUUGGAUGUUGGAGGAGGUGCGACACCGGAGACGGUGAAGAAGGCGUUCGAGAUCUUGCUCGCGGACCCCAAAGUCAAGAGCAUCUUCAUCAACAUCUUCGGUGGUAUCAUGCGCUGCGAUUACAUCGCAGAGGGUGUCAUCAAAGCCACCAAGGAGCUCCAGCUCGAGAUCCCUCUCGUCGUUCGUCUGAAGGGUACGAAGGAGGCCGAGGCCAAGGAGAUGAUCCGUCAAUCAGGACUCAAGAUCAUCCCCUUCGACAGCCUGGACGACGCAGCCGAACGUGCCGCCCAGCUCGCGCUCGCUUAAUCCUCCUCCUCCCCGUACCUUCUCUCCAUCCUUCACCAGCACCGUCCAUCUUUCCCGUUUCGCAUUGAUUGAUUUUGAUUGGUUGGGAACUCGGGACAACCCACUGUUUUCAUUACUUCCCUCUGUUCUGCUUCUUUCACUGUGAACCGCCAAUGCAAUACCUAGAUCUUUUCUUGUUUUCUAUCUGCUUCACCGUGUUGUUCGAAUUGAGUCCCAUAAUAUAAACACACAAGAAUGUGCGGAGUCGA
Molecule: messenger RNA, 1517 nt
Organism: Stereum hirsutum FP-91666 SS1
Lineage: Eukaryota; Fungi; Basidiomycota; Agaricomycetes; Russulales; Stereaceae
Product: succinate-CoA ligase
Exons: 10
Coding region: 19-1269 (416 amino acids)
Biological process (GO): succinyl-CoA metabolic process; tricarboxylic acid cycle
Cellular component (GO): succinate-CoA ligase complex; mitochondrion
Molecular function (GO): succinate-CoA ligase (ADP-forming) activity; ATP binding
Source: RefSeq, a predicted model, not a curated record